This is a messenger RNA of Moneuplotes crassus, 829 nucleotides long. The record is from the annotation of a GenBank genome assembly. Lineage: Eukaryota; Ciliophora; Spirotrichea; Euplotida; Euplotidae.
CUAAUUUGAAUAUGAAUAUUAGCGGUAGUCCUGACAUCAGAGAAAACUCGAUGGUACUAAAAGGAAUGUCUUCCUCAAUUAUAAGGGACAAAUCUCCUAACAGAGUUAAAAUUGCUGAAUUAGCUGAGAAGCUAAACAGCACCCAUCUCAGCACAAGAGACCAAGAAAAAUUAACUGAAAAAGAAUCUCAAGACAAACUUUCCCAGAUAAAUAAUCAAAUUAAUGAACUAAGCAGAGCUAGCAAUACAGAAAUAGCUAAUAUUAAGGAAGAGGCCAAAAGGAUUGAAGAACUUAUCAGCAUAGAGCAUAAAGAGAAGGAGAUUCUGCAAGAGAAAUACUCAAAGCAGUUCAAAAUAGUCCAAAAUUCCUUAGAAAUCCAGAUCCAAAAUGAGCAAUAUAGCUUAGCACAUAAUACUCCUGAGCCAUCAAGCAAUCAUUCUGAGAAAUUCUACUCCCUUCAGCUAGAUCUAGCUAAAGAGAAAAAGGUGCGUGAAGAGACUAGCGUCAACUUCUUCCAUGAUGUAGAAGACCAGAUCAAUGACCUCAAAUCUGAAAUUGACUAUCUUAACAAAAGUAGGGCAGAAGCAGGAGAGAAAUUAGUCAAAAGACUUGGCCAAGAAAUCAAUGCCUUCCAUCAGCUGCUAGCUGAUGAGAGGAAAUAAAAGGAAAGCUCUUCAUGAAAAGAUUAUAAAUGCAGUAAAGGACAUCCAGAAAAGAGUCUAUAACGAAAUAAACAUUGAGAAAAAUGCCAGAGAAGAAACCCAAGAAUCGCUAGUAAAAAUCCUUGAAGAUACUGUCAUUGGGCAAUUAAUGGAGUAGAGCAGUGGGA